Molecule: messenger RNA, 213 nt
Organism: Paramecium sonneborni
Lineage: Eukaryota; Ciliophora; Oligohymenophorea; Peniculida; Parameciidae
Source: the annotation of a GenBank genome assembly
AUGUUAAAAAACGAUCUUUUGAUGGAGGGAAUCACUAUAGUGAUAGUAAGUAUAUUAUUUUUCAUGAUUGGUUUGUUUUGGAAGUGUGGGAAUGGAGAAUUUGGAAGAAUUGGAAAGAAUGCAAGAUAGAGAUAAGAAAAAUGCUCAUAUUCAGAUAUUUUAACAGAUUCAGAAUUCAACACUUUAUUAGAUGAAACCAAUUAUAUUGAAUGA